AGUAAGAAAAAGCCCCUUCUCAUUUUCUUGUUCUCUGGCUCCCAGCGACCGGCAGCCGUACCCGCGCCUCCGAUAUAUUUCUUCCGGCAGCCCCUUGGCGGGAAAUUUUAUUUCUUCUUGUCGCAUCUCCUUUUCUGCUGCCGCCUCACGCCGACACGCCGAUUUCUGUGUGUUUAGAGAGGAUUCUUUUCCUCUUUUCUCAAUGGGUUUAAGUAAAACUGAAAUCAACUUGAAGCGGCUGCUGGCAACUGCCCUUCAUCAGAAGGAUCAGGCUAAACUUAUACACUAUGUGACUACUCUAAGAGAACAGUUGGAGCAACUUGCAGAAGAGAAAACACCCGAUGGUAUAUCAAGAGUUUCCAAGGCUUUGCUUGGUGAUUAUGCAGAGAAGAUAGAGGCCAUUGCUUCAAAAUUAGCUGUUCCUUUGCCUGAUGAGGAAGAGUCUUCUGAGCCCUCUACAAGUACUUCUGUUAAAGAAUUUUCUUCUGUGGCAGAAGGAGAAAUAAACGCCCCCCAUUCACCUCCGGGGCUAAGGAGGAGAUUUCUGCCUUCUUCCUCUGUUGUGGAGGAUAGAUCUCAUGGGACCAUCAAAGAAGACUCGUCAGCACCUGUCAAGUUGGAUGCUGCAGCAAUAUCCCACAUCGAGAAACACAGGAAGCUUCAAGAGGACUUGACCGAUGAAAUGGUUGGGCUAGCGAGGCAAUUGAAAGAGAGCAGUCUGAUAAUGAGCAAAUCUUUGGAAAGCACUGAAAAGAUACUGGAUUCCACAGAGAAGGCCGUUGAGGAUAGCUUGGCAACCACCGGUCGGGUCAACAAACGUGCCGUUCAGAUUUACUCGGAGAGCUCAAAAACAUCAUGCUUCACUUGGUUGGCAAUCUUCGUAAUGACCUGUGUGUUCGUGAUGGUUGUUCUUCUCAUUCGAGUUACUUGAAAUACUAGGAACUAAUUUGCAUUCCCAGGAAAGAGAUUCGAGCAUUGUUGAAUAUUGUAUACACAUUUUCGAGGAAAAAGUAAGCCAGAAGAAUAGAUGGUGAGAAUUCUUGUUUUAAAGCCUUUUUCUUUUAAAAUGCUAUCACCAAAUUAGCAUUGGUUUGCUUUUGAGCAAAUGGUUUCAAAAUUUGCAGUUGGCAUAUUUAUUAUGAAGUUGCAAUUCUUCCAUUGCGAUUUGAGAAAUUAUUAGAAAUACCCUCUGGUUUAUA
Messenger RNA from Cucurbita maxima (winter squash), 1199 nucleotides. RefSeq lists its product as uncharacterized. NCBI's taxonomy places the organism in Eukaryota, Viridiplantae, Streptophyta, Magnoliopsida, Cucurbitales, Cucurbitaceae. The record is from RefSeq and is a predicted model, not a curated record. Gene Ontology annotation, cellular component: endoplasmic reticulum; SNARE complex. Bases 203 to 931 code for a protein of 242 amino acids. The transcript has 8 exons. Gene Ontology annotation, biological process: retrograde vesicle-mediated transport, Golgi to endoplasmic reticulum. Gene Ontology annotation, molecular function: SNAP receptor activity.